ACCGCGGUUGCACAUCGCGGUGCCCCCUAUUUCUUUAAAGCUUUCACAGCAACAUAAAAUAAUUUUGCCUUCCAAACCCUAAACCGCUAUUUCUCCUUCUCCUCUCUGCUCUCUCUCUCCUCUCAACUCACUGCUGCCACAAUGGCAUCUUUGGACGAAGAAAUCGCGAAAAAAGUCAUUCGUCAGGUGGAGUUUUAUUUCAGUGAUAGCAAUCUCCCAAGAGAUGCAUUUCUGAAGAAAACCAUCAGCGAAAGUGAUGAUGGGAUGGUCAGUUUGGCGUUGAUUUCCUCAUUUUCCCGGAUGAGAGGUCACUUGGGCAUAGGAGAUGCGAAACCAGAAGAUGUAUCAGAGGACACUGUUAAGGCAGUGGCUGAAACUCUGAGAACCUCUACAUUUCUUAAGGUUUCUGAAGAUGGGAAGAAGGUUGGUAGAGUUACUGAGCUUGCAAAGCCCGAGGAGGUCAUUAAGCAAUCAGAUGAGAGAACAAUUGCUGCCUCACCCCUUGAAUAUGAUGUCAAGAUUGAAGAUGUAGAAACAUUUUUUGGAAAGUAUGCUAAGGUUAACAGUGUGAGGUUACCUCGUCAUGUUGUUGACAAUAGGUUGUUCUGCGGCACAGCCCUGAUUGAGUUUUCAAGUGAGGAGGAUGCUUCAAAUAUUUUGAAGCAAACCAUAAGUUAUUCAGGAGUUGAGUUAGAGCUCAAACCAAAGAAGGACUUUGACGAAGAAAGAGCUAAGCAAGAAGAAGAAGCUGCAAAGACUCGGACACAAGUAGGUUCAAACCGCAGAGAAAAGGCCAACGCUGAGCCUGACUAUCCCAAAGGCUUAAUUGUUGCGUUUAAAUUGAAGAGCAUCUCUGCUGAAGAUUCUACCACACAAAAUGGUAAUCAUGAGUCAGUGAGUGAUGAUGCAGUUGUCUCUAAGAAAGAUGGAGAACAGGAUAAGCCACAAGUUAAUUCUGAGGAGACUGGACAAGAUGUUAGAGAUAUGACAACAAAUCAUGUAGAGAAUGUUGGGAAGGAUGAGGAAAAGGAAGCAGCUAAGACUGGUGCAGAGACUGAAGCCCAGGAACCAGAAGAUGCAGAGAAAUCUCCAGACAACCAGGAUGACAAUGAAGACCAAAGAUCAGGUGAAGGAAAAACAAACAUUGCAUCUUACAAGGACAACAAAGAUGUUGUUUUAAGAGAGGAUCUAAAAAGUAUUUUCCAAAAGUUUGGCACUGUUAAGUUCAUUGAUUUCAAGAUCGGAUCAGACUCUGGUUAUGUGAGGUUUGAAGACGCUGGAGCUGCUCAGAAAGCUCGAGCUGCUUCUGUGCUCACUGAGGAGGGUGGUUUAAUUGUGAAAAAUUUCAUUGCCACUCUGGAUCCUGUAACUGGUGAGGCUGAGAAGGAAUACUGGAGUUUACUUCGCAAUAACCAGGAGAAGUAUCGUGACAAUUACAAGAGCAACCGUGGAAGGGGAGGAAGGCACAACAGAGGCGGUAGGCAUUUUGGUGGGAAGCAUCAUCGCUCCAGAGAAAAUGACUCCGCAAAUCGCCCCAGCAAAGUCCAGAAAGUUGGAGCAGCAUGAAACAGUGAUCUUGUUGCUCGAUUCUACCAAUCAAUUUUGUGCCCUCUUUAUUAGUAUUUUAUAAUCAUCCUCUGGUUUUGUGAUUCUACUAGUUCUAAACUUGUUAUCGCAGCAGUUUCAAAUAUAUAUAUUGGCAGUUCUGUUAAUUUCUAGUUCUCUGAAA
Molecule: messenger RNA, 1729 nt
Organism: Sesamum indicum (sesame)
Lineage: Eukaryota; Viridiplantae; Streptophyta; Magnoliopsida; Lamiales; Pedaliaceae
Gene: LA1
Product: La protein 1
Biological process (GO): RNA processing
Cellular component (GO): ribonucleoprotein complex; nucleus
Molecular function (GO): mRNA binding
Source: RefSeq, a predicted model, not a curated record